This is a messenger RNA of Marmota flaviventris (yellow-bellied marmot), 4881 nucleotides long. It is a transcript of the gene Flywch1, whose product is annotated as FLYWCH-type zinc finger 1. Lineage: Eukaryota; Metazoa; Chordata; Mammalia; Rodentia; Sciuridae. The record is from RefSeq and is a predicted model, not a curated record.
CUCCCCAGCCACUGAGAUUAUAGGCAUUUGCCACCGUGCCUGCUUCUACCUCAUUUUUUAAAUGCUGGUCUUGAGGGGGUUUCUGAGCCUUGGCACUGUCCUUAGUUCACAGCAGACACUCCCUGUGGUGAGUGGUGUGGUUGCCACAGCUGCCCUGUUCUGCAACCUCAGCCUCCAUGGACUAGACACUAGUCACACUGACCCUACCCCCACCCUAAUAUAACAACCAAAAAUAUCUCCAGACAUUGUCAAGUGUCACCUGGGAGGCAAGAUCACCCUAGCUGGGCAGUGGGAGCCUUGGCCUAUUGACACCAAUGGGUCAGAAUUCAAGAGGUAGGAACAAAGACAGGCAGGGGAGGUUUGAAUGGUGGCCACCCUUAUCAUCUUGGCUCUUGACCAUGGGGACUGAGCUUGGGCCCUAACUUCCUCCUCAGUGAUAGCACAGAGCCCCAGAAUCUAAGUGAUGGGUCAUCUGGGAGAUGAGUAAAGAGCUGCAUGCUAGCUGCACCUGGCACAUGGUUGGUCUUUGGUAACAGAAAUCCUGAAAAUCCUAAGUCUCAACCCUUUGGAUUCUUGGAGGCAGUCUUGCUUAUGGUCCAGCUGGGAAGACACAUAUUUCUGUGAGAUUUCAACUGGGAUUUAGUGCUGUUCCUCAGAGGUACAGCUUCUGAUAAGCCAAACAAAAAAUGGCAAGAUAACCCUGAGAUUAGCAGUGGCUAGCAGCUGCCACCAUAGCCAAGCUGGAUGGGUCAAGGUCAGCAGGCUGGUGACCCCACAAAGAUGGAGUUGUGCUGGCCAGAGGCUGGACCCUACAAUAGAGAUGCUGUCCAAGGUGGUAGCUAUGGUAACCCUGGCACUUCUUUCAGUCUCCUACAGUGUCCCCCUUGGCCAGAUUCAUCUUGAGCUCCUGUGGUGCAAUGCUGUAAUGAAUGAUAAAGCAUCUGGUUUGCAGGGUCACUGAUACAGCUGACCACUUACUUCCAAGGCAUGACCCAGCUCUCUAGAGCGGUUUUCUUCAUGCCUGGCAUUGUUUUACUUUAAGCACCCACUGCUCAGGCCAGAGGAAGGCACAUUGGCUCUGGACCUCAUCAGCUGUCCUAGACACUUAAUUGCCUGAGGCCAACCCUUCCCCAGUGCAGAGCAGGGAAGAAGGUGGCAUUUGGAAGGGAGGUUGUCGGGUUUCAGCAGUGGAGGAUGGGCCCAUGUCAUAGCAUCUCACUCUUGAUAAAGAUUCAAGUCAAGGACCAAUGAGGUGAAUGUGGGCACGUCACUUUUGUGCCCACUGUGGGCAGGAGGACGUGUGCACUCUAUUCUCUCAUCACUUUACAGGAGGUCCCUAGGUUACUCCUUCUCUCUCUCAACUUGUUGCUUCCAUAAAUUUGAAACUUGGAUUUUCAGAAGACUUUUAUUUUGUAUUAAUUUUACAUUUUUUUAAAAAAUUGUAAAAAUAGGGCUGGGGUAUAGCUCAGGGGUACAGUGUAUGUAAGUUCCUGGGUUAGAUCUCCAGCACUGCAAAAACUAAAAUAAAGAAUUACAAAAAUAUACCCUUCACCCAGCUUCCCUGAAUGCCAGCAUCUUUUUCUCCACCAGCAUGUUUAACAGUGGACAAGCAAAACCCAGAAAUUAAUCUUGGAGUACCGCCGCCGUUAACCCAAGCGGCUGACCUUAUUCAGCUUUCAGCAGUGCUUCCGGUGCGUGGCUUCUGUUCCGGGAUGCAGUCGGAUCCCACGUUGCCGCGGUGGACGCUUCUCUCCAGUCUUCCCUGAUGGGGUCUUUCAAGUGUCCUGGCCAGUGGUUUGGUAGAACAGCCUCCAGAGGGGGCUGGUGUGAUUCUUUCGAGGGUGCAUUUGGGGCGGGCAUUUGAGUUCGCGGUGCUGAUAGGUCCCCAAGCUGGCGAGGAUGACCGUGGCCACUGAAGGGCGUCUGCUGGGCUUCUCCUUGCAGCUUCUUUUGGGAAGAAAUCCAGCCUCUUCGGAGGUUGCACGGACAGAGCCCCUGGACUCCCAGGCUCCUGGUCAGGGAAGAGAAAGAGGAGACACCUAUUUGCCAGGGGUGGGAGUACUGAGUGUGGCCUGAGGGCCAGGCCAUUGGUCUCGAGAUGCCCCUGCCUGAGCCCAGUGAUCAGGAGGACGAGAGCGUGAAGGCUGGCCAGGAGCCUUCCCACGACGUGGGCACAGAUGUCAUCCCAGCAGCCCCCGGGAAACCCCAGGAAUUCUCCAAUCUGGUCCUGCUGAUGGCCUCUGACCAGGAUGGGGAUGGGGUGGACAAGCCCACAGAAGUGCACUGCAUUGUGUCCUUGGAGAUGUCUGGCCCUGAAACCCUAGCUAGCACCCUCCAGAUCCUUCCAGCCGAGGAGGAACAGGCCCUGGUAGUCCAGCCCAGCCUGAGGGCUCCUGAGCAGAAACGCAGCAAGCUGGACACAGCAGCUCCACAGCCCCUGGAGUUCCUGAGGACCCCAUUUGGGGGCCGCCUCCUGGUGUAUGAGUCGUUCCUGUACAAGCAGGAGAAAGCUGUGGGGGACAAAGUGUACUGGAAGUGCCGCCAGCAUGCAGGUCUGGGCUGCCGAGGCCGGGCUGUCACCCGAGGCCUACGGGCCACAGUGAUGCGAGACCACUGUCACCCACCUGACAAGGAAGCACUGGAGGCUCGGCGCCAGAGGGAGAAGCUGCCCAGCCCGGCCCUGCCAGAGGGCUUGGGGGACCCUCAGGGACCCCAGGGCCCUGUAGGCCAAGUGGAGGAGCCACUUGAGCGGGUGGGCCCAUGGCUGAACCCCGAGGAGCUGGUGCCCACACCUGGGCAGGUACAGAACAAGCCAGCCCAAGAGGAGAACGUGGGGUUCCGAGCCCUGUCACUGCUGAGCUUGCCACCCAAGAAGCGCCCAACGUUGGGGAUGGGCCAUUUCCGGCCCCUCGAGUUCCUGAGGACAUGCUAUGGGGGCAGCUUCCUGGUGCACCAGUCAUUCCUGUACAAGCGGGAGAAGGCUGUGGGGGACAAGGUAUACUGGACCUGCCGGGACCACACCCUACAUGGCUGCCGCAGUCGUGCCAUCACCCAGGGCCAACGGGUGACAGUGAUGCGGGGCCACUGUCACCAGCCCGACAUGGAGGGCUUACAGGCUCGGAGGCAGCAGGAGAAAGCCAUGGAGAAACUUCAGGCCAGGCCAGAUGGCCUUGAGGGCUGUGCGGACAAGCAGCUCCCAGGUGUGGACAGCCUGCUCUACCACAGGGGGCCGGGCACCCUGACUCUCACCAGGCCCCGGCCCAGAAAGAAAGCUAAAGUCAAAGAUCCGGAGCUGCCUGCCCAACCCCAAGCCCUGCAGGGAUCCCUUGAUGAGGACCAGGAUGCGGACCCUGGAGGUCCUGAGUUCCUGAGGACCCCUCUCGGGGGCAGCUUCCUGGUGUAUGAGUCCUUCCUCUACAGGCGGGAGAAGGCCGCUGGCGAGAAGGUGUACUGGACAUGCCGGGACCAGGCGCGCAUGGGCUGCCGCAGCCGGGCCAUCACCCAGGGCUCUCGGGUGACCGUGAUGCGAGGCCAUUGCCACCCACCCGACCUGGUGGGAUUGGAGACCCUGAGGCAGCGGGAGAAUCGCCCCAGCCCCACCCAGCGGGGGAGCACAGGAGGUCCUGAGUUCCUGAAGACACCUCUUGGGGGCACCUUCCUGGUGUACGACUCUUUCCUGUACAGACGCGAGAAGGCCGCUGGCGAGAAGGUGUACUGGACAUGCCGGGACCAGGCGCGCAUGGGCUGCCGCAGCCGGGCCAUCACCCAGGGCCAGCGGGUGAUGGUGAUGCGCAGGCACUGCCACCCACCCGACCUGGCGGGUCUGGAGUCCCUGCGACAGCGGGAGCACUUCCCCAACCUGACCCACUGGGAAGGCCCAGAGCCCCUGGAGCCCCUGGAGUUCCUGAGGACUUCCCUGGGGGGCAGGUUCCUGGUGUACGAGUCGUUCCUGUACAGGAAGGAGAAGGCCGCUGGCGAGAAGGUGUACUGGAUGUGCCGGGACCAGGCCCGGCUGGGCUGCCGCAGCCGGGCCAUCACCCAGGGCCAUCGGGUGAUGGUGAUGCGCAGCCACUGCCACCAGCCUGACCUGGUGGGCCUGGAGGCCCUGCGGCAGCGGGAGCGGCUCCCCAACCCAGCCCAGCAGGAGGACCCAGAAAAGAUAAAACUUCUGCCUGAAGUUCAACAGUGCUUCGAGACUUGUUCUUCUGAAGACCAGCAGAUUUGUGGGAACACUGAAGAUUUAAAGCCGGACAGCGAGUCCCAGUGAGGUGGAUCUCCACGGAGACAGAACAGGAGCCCUGUCAGAGGCUGCUGGCACCCAGAUGCUCCCUAUCCAUGCAGGCAUUUCCCAUCCACUCAGAUUUGCUUGACAAAAACUUGUCUCCCUCUUCUGAAGCAUGGAAGGCCUUCACACUUCCUCAGAGGCAUCCUGGGAAGGGGCACUUGUGUCAGCAGACAAGUGUCCAGAGGUGGGGCAGAGCAGGGCAGUGGCUGCGCCUGCCCCGGGGUUUAGGCUCCUCAGCUCUGGAGAAGCACCUCCAGAGGCCACGCCUGCCCUGCUGCUGCUCAUCUUCAGAGCCUGUGACUGUGCCAAGGACUUUCCAGCAGGGUGUGGCCCCCAUUUGAGUUCAAGAGAGUAAGGUGAAGUGGCCUUGAGCCAGAGCACGUGCGGGAAGUCCCAUUCCCUCCAGCUGAGCCACCCACCCUCCAAAGACCCAUGCAAGCCACACCAGGUCUUUCUGGAAGGCCUUCCUGGUCUUUGGCCAUCCGCUUCCCACUGGGGCAUGGCCCUCUAUAACCACUGCAGAGCAGGCCCCGCCAGGGCUCGCUGGCCUUCCUUCCUGUGCUCUUUUCCAGCUUGAAUUAAACCCAUGCUCAUGA